Molecule: messenger RNA, 1227 nt
Organism: Fraxinus pennsylvanica
Lineage: Eukaryota; Viridiplantae; Streptophyta; Magnoliopsida; Lamiales; Oleaceae
Source: the annotation of a GenBank genome assembly
AUGUCUAGUACUCUAUUUCUGCCUUGUUCUGAUGUUUCAAUCUUUCAGUCUAUAAUGACAGGUCCACUUCAGAAGAAAUUUCUACUCCUAGGAACAUCUCAGUGUAUAAGUAGUCUUAAACUAACAACCCUCAACUGUUCAGACAUUUCACCUUUGACAAACAUUAGUACAGACAACAAUGAACCCUCAGAAUCAUGUCCAGAAUACUUUAAAUGGAUUCAUGAAGAUUUAAAACCAUGGAAAGUUACAGGAAUAACAAAGGAAAUGAUCGAAAAGGCGAAAGAAAAAGCACAUAUAAACAUAGUCAUUAUGAAUGGGAGAAUGUAUGUAGAAAAGUUUAAAGAGGCAUUCCAAACUAGAGAUACUGUGACAAUAUGGGGGAUUUUGCAGCUUCUUAGGUUGUACCCGGGGAAGCUACCGGACUUGGAUUUAAUGUUUGAAUGUGGUGACACGCCGAAGAUCCGAAAACAAGAUUAUGCAAGAUCAAAUGCUUCGUAUCCUCUCCCGCCCCUGUUUCAUUACUGUGGAGAUGACUCGAGUUUUGAUAUUGUUUUUCCCGACUGGUCCUUUUGGGGUUGGCCAGAGCUUAAUAUCAAGCCAUGGGAUAUCUUGAAAAAGGACUUGCAAGAAGGCAAUAGUAGAAUCAAAUGGAGUGACAGGGAAACUUAUGCUUAUUGGAAAGGUAACGCCAAGGUAUCCGCCGCGAGAUACGAGUUAGUGAAAUGCAAUGCCUCUGAAUGGAAUACUCGAAUUGACCAAGUGGAUUGGGGACAUGAGAUAAAACAUGGAUUUGAAACUGCAGAUUUAGCAAGCCAAUGCACUUAUAGAUACAAAAUUUAUGCUGAAGGGGUGGCAUGGUCUGCACAAGAGAUUGGAAAAACAGGGAGCAAAUAUGUUCAAGAACAACUGAGAAUGAAAUAUGUUUAUGACUACAUGUUUCAUUUGCUAAAUGAAUAUUCUAAGCUUCAGAAAUAUAAACCAACUGUACCAAAAGGGGCUGUCGAAGUGUGCACAGAGACAAUGGUUUGUUCUGUCGAAGGUUUGAUGAAGAAAUUUAGGAUUGAUUCAAUGGUAAAAGAUCCUGCAGAUUCAUCUCCAUGCACAAUGCCUUCCUCCUAUUAUCCUGCAGAACUUGAAGAUUUUCUUGAAAUGAAAGAGAAUCUAACUAAGCAAGUUAGAAUGUUGGAAGAAAAUGAAAGUAUUGGAAUCUCAACCAUUAAAAUUUGA